CUUCAACACCGGAAGUAGUCAUGCAACAUGCCGGAUGUCGCUGUUUUGUGCGAGUACAUGAACCAGUGAAAGCAGUCUGCCAAAGAGGUUUAAUGUGGCAUUUUACAAAGUGAAGUUUGAGACCGGGUUGAAAAGAGCAAGACAAGCGGUACGCUGCUACCUACAGUUUUAAAACACAUGAUUGUGUUCAAAAUUACCAAAUACAGAAUUGCUCAUAGGCCUCAGAGAAUUUCUGGCCUCUAAGAAGGUCAACCAACUGUCCGCUUCAUAACUUGAGGACAUGGAGCAGAACAACAGUUUGCCUCCUUUCCAGGGUCUUGCCUCUCCUCAGGGGGCAUUGACACCUGUGAUGCCCAUGUUCAGCCCCAUGAUGCCUUAUGGCAGUGGUCUGACUCCCCAGCCUGUGACCAACACCAACAGCCUGUCUCUACUGGAAGAGCAGCAGCGACAACAACAACAACAGCAGCAGCAGCAGGCUUCCGCCCAGCAAAGUGGAAUGCCAGGGGGUUCGGGACAGACACCCCAACUUUAUCACUCCCAAACGGUCACCACCACCACAUUGCCAGGAAACACCCCUCUCUACAAUACUACACCAUUAACCCCAAUGACACCCAUCACACCCGCUACACCUGCGUCAGAAAGUUCUGGGAUCGUUCCACAGCUACAGAACAUUGUAUCAACAGUGAAUUUGGGCUGCAAACUUGACUUAAAAACCAUUGCACUGCGAGCUAGAAAUGCUGAGUACAACCCCAAACGAUUUGCUGCUGUUAUCAUGAGAAUACGAGAGCCAAGGACAACUGCACUUAUCUUUAGCUCUGGAAAAAUGGUGUGCACAGGAGCCAAAAGUGAGGAGCAAUCCCGUCUGGCAGCCAGGAAAUACGCUAGAGUUGUACAGAAAUUGGGUUUCCCCGCCAAAUUUCUUGAUUUCAAGAUUCAAAACAUGGUGGGCAGUUGUGAUGUUAAAUUCCCUAUUCGGUUAGAGGGACUAGUGCUAACUCACCAGCAAUUCAGCAGUUAUGAACCAGAAUUGUUCCCUGGGCUAAUCUACAGAAUGAUCAAACCCAGAAUUGUCCUGCUGAUAUUUGUUUCCGGCAAAGUUGUAUUAACAGGUGCAAAGGUGAGAGGAGAAAUUUAUGAAGCAUUUGAAAACAUCUACCCCAUCUUGAAAGGAUUCAGGAAGACAACGUAAAUAUUUAUACCUGCAGUAUUUUUUUUUCUUUUCUUUUUUAUAUAUGUAUAGUUGCAGGGGAAUUUGCUCUGUUACUUUGGGACUCUGAUUGGACCUGUACAGUUUAAUCGACAAGUCAGGGACCCCUCCUAUUCACCUUAAUGGUGAUUUUAUACUAGGGGAAAUGCUGUAUUAUAGCAGUUUUAUUUGUUUUUAAAUGACUCUUGCUUGUUAUAAAUGUGGCAGUCUUGAUGGCUGUUUCUUUUCAUUUAAGCAUUUAGAUUUUUCUGAAGUAGGUUUUAUUGUUGAUGUUAUCCUACCAUUUUUCAGUGCAUGUUAGACCACACAUUCCCAACAAAUGGACAUUCAAGAUUCAUAACAUUAUUCUUUCACUGUCUUUUAUAAUCAUAUUCAUUGUUAUAUGAAGAAACCAGAUUGUUACUUAAAAUUGUGUUGAAAGGUUUGGCUUCCCAUUAUUUCUAAGAUUUCUUGUAUAUUGUUUGGAUUACAUGUUGAUACAAUAUUGUCUAGCCCUGAAGAGGUAUCAUAACAUGGAGUGGAAGAUUCAUCUUGCAACCUUAGUGUGCGUCUGAAGAAUGUUAUUAGUUAUGUACCUCAGAAUACUUUCUCAUUCAGUGUUUGUCCAAUUUUAAGUGCGAUUUAAGGAGUCAUGUUUUAAUGCUAGAAAUAACAAACAUUAUACAUACUGUAUAUUUGGUCAGCAAUCUAAAGCCCGUGAAAGCACUGUCACAGUAAGUACUGUAUGUUCUGGUUUUAAAUAUUAUUUUACUACAUUGUGCACAAUUAAAUGAUCCCGCUCCUUAA
Messenger RNA from Esox lucius (northern pike), 1993 nucleotides. It is a transcript of the gene tbp, whose product is annotated as TATA box binding protein. The record is from RefSeq and is a predicted model, not a curated record. The coding region runs from base 281 to 1189 and encodes 302 amino acids. The transcript is spliced from 8 exons. Gene Ontology annotation, molecular function: DNA binding; RNA polymerase II general transcription initiation factor activity. Lineage: Eukaryota; Metazoa; Chordata; Actinopteri; Esociformes; Esocidae. Gene Ontology annotation, biological process: DNA-templated transcription initiation.